Molecule: messenger RNA, 890 nt
Organism: Jatropha curcas
Lineage: Eukaryota; Viridiplantae; Streptophyta; Magnoliopsida; Malpighiales; Euphorbiaceae
Product: small nuclear ribonucleoprotein SmD1a
Biological process (GO): spliceosomal snRNP assembly; RNA processing
Molecular function (GO): RNA binding
Source: RefSeq, a predicted model, not a curated record
CCCGGCUAAACGUUUACGCGGAACUACAAGGGGCACAAAUUAAAUAAGUCCAGGUCUAUGUACGUCGUCGUUUAGAUAAGCCCGAAAACCCUUUAGAGCAGGCCCGAGCCCUAACACGAUAGACUGUGCAGAGUUCAAAGGUCCCGUCCUCAUCUCCCGCUCCAUUGAUUAGCCUUCAUCGUGCUUCUUGAAACCCUAGAUUUCGCCUUCCUACAUCUAGUCCAAAAUGAAGCUUGUCAGGUUUUUGAUGAAGUUGAACAACGAGACUGUAUCAAUUGAGCUUAAGAACGGAACCGUUGUUCACGGCACUAUUACAGGUGUGGAUAUUAGUAUGAAUACUCAUCUGAAGACUGUUAAACUAACACUUAAGGGGAAAAAUCCAGUAACUUUGGAUCAUCUAAGUGUGAGGGGUAACAAUAUUCGCUAUUAUAUCCUUCCCGACAGCUUGAAUCUUGAGACUUUGCUGGUUGAAGAGACACCUAGGGUCAAACCUAAGAAGCCAACUGCUGGGAGGCCUGUGGGACGUGGUCGGGGCCGUGGACGUGGUCGUGGACGUGGUAGAGGCCGCUAGAUCUGCUGCACGUAUUUCAAUUUUUGUGGCAUCUGGUUAUGUAAAACGCCUAUGUUGUAAGGAGAAUUUGUUGGUAAAGAUAGGAACGCAAAGAAUGCUAUUGGUAUUUUUACAAUCCUUUUCGCCUUAUAGAGGCUAACUUGCUGAUUCUGUGAGUUCUCUCACUUCUCAAUGGUUGAAUUUCGUCGAGCGCUAGCAGGAAGUUGGGAAUUGACGAGUUCAUGAUUUGUUACCAGCGAUGUCUUUUAUCCUUAAAUAUGUGUCUAGCAUUUACCAUCAUUUUCUGAAUAUCCAAUUCUGGAUUAUCAUUUUACUAGAA